AGCCCUUGAGAAGGAGGUUCCCGCAAAGAUCGCCCAGUCCUUCCUCUCCCCUUUUCUUAGCGAAUGACUCGGAUAUUUCCCUACCUGCCGGCAGCAGCUACAAUCUGCAGCAAGGGCUGGGGCUGCCUCAGAGCCUCCCUGCAAACUCUAUGGAGAAGGCAGCUACAGCGGUGCAAAGCGCCGGAGACAACGUGUCAGCGGCCGCGGCUACAGCUAGCAGCAGCGGUGGAGGCAGUAACAGUAGCAGCCGGAGUAGUAGUCGCCCCACGUCAGCGGGCUCCUCGCCUUCCUCUUCUACCAGUCGGGGUCUCUCGGGCCGGCAAGGAGGAGCGGCGGCUGCAGCAGUGGCCGCGAGGCCGGAUGGAGGAAGCAGCAGCAGCCCCAGUUCAACUGCGGCCAGUCCAGGAGGGGGCUGUGGCGACGGUGCUCCCGGGGGACUGGCAGCUGGCAGGAGAACGGAGGCAGUUUUGGAGGGGACUUUGAGCAAAUACACCAACCUCAUCCAAGGUUGGCAAAGCAGGUAUUUUAUACUGGACUUUGAGACUGGAAUUUUACAGUAUUUUGUAAAUGAGCAGAGUAAAAACCAGAAGCCUCGAGGAAUCUUAUCUUUAGCUGGAGCUAUAGUUUCUCUCAGUGAUGAAGCACCAAACAUGUUGGUGGUAUAUUCUACUAAUGGAGAAAUGUAUAAACUUAGAGCUGGUGAUACAAAGGAGAGACAGUAUUGGGUGACUCAACUUCGAUCUUGUGCCAAGUACCACACAGAAAAUAAUGUGAAGAGCACUCUGACCUCACGAGCAAAAAGCUUGACUUUGUUGCCCAUUGGAACAGCUAACUCCACAUCUCUCAAUUCUCAAAAAAUUGUAAAUCAGAGUGGGCCUCCAGUUGUCACUAUAACACAUCACAAAUCUCCUGUGGUAGCCCGAAAAACCAAACCUCUGUAUCCCCACCAGCUUCAUGGAGUCAGAGAAAUUAUGGCCCAAGUGGAAGGACAGCAGAAGAACUUAGUGCAAGGCAUUGAAUCCCUUCCAGGUUCUGGUCCUCUUUCUGCCUUUGACCAAGACUUGCUGCUUUUAAAAGCUACCUCUGCUGCUGCUCUCAGUUGCCUGGGAGAAUGCCUGCAUUUGCUUCAACAGAAUAUAAGCCAAGUGAGCGCACCUCGGAACAGGACAUUACCUUCAGAAAAUAUCCUAGUAUGGCAUGGAUCAAAGUCAAAUUCUACAGAGAUACUGAAAAACAGUGCCCUUGCUUCUUUAACAACAGCGAGCGCCAGUCUAUCAUGGUCAGUCAUACCAUCUGUGAUACAAGAUGACACUAUGCAUACAACCCGUGAAGUAAUUCUGGUUGAAGAUGAGGUGACAGAUACCGAAGACAAUGAAGAGGACGAUCUAGGAGACUUGGAUGAUCAGCGUAGUGUAAUCCUUCAUAUUAUCUCACAAUUGAAACUUGGGAUGGAUCUAACCAGAGUAGUGCUUCCAGCCUUUAUUUUAGAGAAGAGGUCUCUGCUGGAGAUGUUUGCAAACUUCUUGGCCCAUCCAGACUUGUUUUUAGCAAUUUCAUGUGGAACCACUCCUGAGGAAAGAAUCAUCUCCUUCGUGGAGUACUAUUUGACAGCUUUUUAUGAAGGCCGAAAAGGAGUUGUUGCCAAGAAGCCAUAUAAUCCAAUAAUUGGAGAAACGUUUCAUUGCUCUUGGAAUGUGCCUAAGGACAAAGUAAAACCAGUGAGAACAAACACUGCCUCUUGUGGUCUCAAGGGGCAAGCUUCAUCUGAAUGUUAUAGGCUGAAAUUUGUAGCUGAACAAGUGUCCCAUCAUCCACCAGUAACUAGUUUUUACUGCGAGUGCAAAGAGAAGAAAGUGUGUGUGAAUGUGCACGUUUGGACUAAAAGCAAAUUCAUGGGGAUGUCUGUAGGUGUUUCUAUGGUAGGUGAAGGCAUUCUUUAUCUCUUGGAACAUGGGGAGGAAUAUAUAUUCACAUUACCUUGUGCCUAUGCGCGUUCUAUACUUACUAUUCCUUGGGUGGAGCUUGGAGGCAAAGUCAAUAUUCACUGUGCCAAAAGUGGUUACUCUGCUACAGUCACAUUCCACACUAAGCCAUUCUAUGGAGGAAAACUACACAGGGUUACAGCAGAAGUGAAGCAUAAUCCAACCAAUACCAUAGUGUGUAAAGCACAAGGAGAGUGGAAUGGCAUUCUGGAAUUCACAUAUAGUAGUGGUGAAACCAAAAUAAUUGAUACCACCAAAUUACCCAUAAUCCGGAAGAAGAUCAGACCAAUAUCAAAACAAGGCCCAUUUGAAUCAAGGCAUUUAUGGCAACAUGUCACUGCUGCCCUGAAGGAAGGUGACAUUGAUGUGGCAACAGAACAAAAGCACUUCCUUGAGGAGAGGCAGCGAAAAGAGGAGAGACAACGAGCAGCUAGCAACACACUUUGGAAACCAAAAUAUUUUAUCAAAGAGGGCGAUGGGUGGAUGUACUUUAAUCCCCUCUGGAAGAGUCAUUGCUAAAUUCACCUGGAUUCAAAUGCCCAUUUUCUAAAGGCAUUAAAAAGAUGCAUUAUUUAAUCUUCAGAUGUGAUUGUCUUCUUGGAAAUUAAAGCUGCAUUUUGUAAUAAUGCACCUCCAAAUGAAAAACUCAAGUUUAUUGAAGAGCCAUUCUACUAUAUAUGCAUAUAUUAGAAGUGGAUAUGCUUCCUGUGUGUUGAUACCUUAUGUGUUUAUUGUAUGUAGUACACAUAUCGCACAGACAUUAAUUAAUAUCUGAUCUUGCACUGAAAUCAAUGUGUACCACAUUGCUUGUAGGAUCAGACUUCAUAUUAUUAUCACUUUCUAAUAUUGAUGAAUUUUUGUAUUUUUCACACUGCCAAAGUUUUGCACUUAAAGCCACUGAAUAAUUUACAGCUAUAACAGAGCCUGCCUAAAGAACAUAUUUUGAGAAGAAUAUUUUUGUUUAUUUGUUUGGAUGUAACAUGUAAAAGGAUGUUUCUGCCUUUUUGGAUCACUCUGAAAACUUUGUUUCCUGGUGCCAUGUAGGAAAAUAGAAAUAUCUAAGCAAUUAUGUUAGCUAUUGAUUCCAUCCUUCUCACUAUGUGCUUUGUGUAUCUAAUGGAUAUUUUUGUUUCUUUGGAGAAUGUAGAAGUUCGAUAAUUUAAUGAUAGGUAGGUGAACCAGAGAUUUCUGAAACUAUUCAUUUUUCAAAUUCAUGAAUAGUUUUUUGGCUUCUACAUCCAGUUUUGUUGACUACAUCAAUUUAUUUUAUUUUACAUAUUUGUAAACACCCAUCUUCCUCGAAGAAGGACAGCAACUCAUAAAUGCAGAACUUACUUUUAGGAUCAUUGAAAUUAUUUGUUCAAAAAAAAAGGCUAGCUGUUGAGAUGAAAUUUGGUACAAGUCCAAAAGCAAAAGGAAAGACUUCUUCCAUAUCAUUUGUUGCUGUAAAAAGAGACAACAAAGCUAGAAUCUAAACUCUGUUAUUUGCUAUGAACUAUUUCCUUGCAAUAAAUUAACUACAUACUUAAAUAAUAUUUAUCAACUAUUGGGAGAAAAGAUUAGGAAAUAAAUUUAACUUCCCAUAAAAAGGUUUGUGCUAUUUAGAAUGCCCAUUCUGUUGUACCAGCCAGCUGGUUUGGGUAUUAAUCCCAUCCAGCUAGAAUGGUAAAUGAGGAAGCUUUGCUUCCUCAAGAUGAAGGAGAUGCAAACUACCCCUAACUUCAGAAUGGUCCAACUGAUUGUUAAUCAUGUAGUCAUGUAAUCAUGAAGAAGUCCAGCACACAUGAAGAUUCCUUACAGAAGAUUGCAAAAUCCCAUUCAUAGUACAGUAAGACAGAUCAGCUUUUACAAAGUGAAAAUAAGCGUACACCUUGUCCCCACAGUUAUAGCUUCAAUAUUAUUGCUCAUGUAUCUAAAUAGCAAUGUAGCUUUAAAUUAAAUUAAAGCUAUCAAAGUAGAAAGUUCUCUAUUCAGUCCAUAAAAUCGUAUUUAUAGCUUUUUUUCAAUGUAUACAUUUUGAACUGACCUUGAUUAUUUUUGUGCCUUGUCUGCUUGGAUUUUUAUAUCUCAAUAAUGAAUGAAAGGCUAAUGAAAGUUUUACUAGCUUUUAAAGUAUUUUUUCAAUGAAAAUCUUAAGAUGACAGUCAAAAUUAUACAUAUUUAUCUAUAUACAGUAAAACAAAAGUAUUAUAUAAGUAAUAUCAUGCUUUAACUAUGUUUAUGAAAUGCAUUCAAUUUAUAAAAACUAAAAUUUAUUUAAUCAUGCUUAAAAACCAAUUUAAAAGGAAAUAAAGCUAUAUCCUGGAGAUAAUGUUAUAUAAAUCUUUGCUUCUAAAAGGAAAGCUUUUUGGUAUCAAAUCUCACAUAUGAAUAAUCUUUGAUAGUAGGAGAAACUAAUUUGCACUACUUGUAUAACAAUAUAUGUAAAGGAGGCUGAGAUUAGUCUGGUAUGCAACAAGCACAUUAACAGAUGUUCUUACAGACUUCUGAAAUUGCAGUUCUGUGUUAUGUUUUCUAUUAUCAUUCUACAAAUAGCUGAUUUUAUCAGGAUUUCUUUUAUCAGUUCUGUGUUGAUACAAACCCCCUAGGCUUUGUCAAUUUGACAUAGGUGUUCAUGUUUUGGGGAUUUAUUUCCAUGAAUAGAUACCUGGGAUCUAUUAUACAAGAGAUAUUUCACACUAUGUGAUAACCAUGUUAGUCCUAAUAAAUACUUUAUGUUCAUAAUACAAUUGACGGAUGAAUAUUCAACAUUUAAUGAUGAAUAUUAAAAUUUUCAAAAAUUAUGAGAAGUUAGAUCUGCUAUGCACAGCCUUAAAUCUGGAAAAUGCUAAUCAACAAGAGGUUCCAAAAAGAAACCAAAAUAAUUUUCUUCCUCCUUCCCAGUGUAAAUGUUGCUCUUUGAAUUUCACAGCUGAAUAAAUAACAUGUCUUAUUUAUAGAUCAUUACACAUUGUUUUGCAUUUAUGAUUGAAUGUUUCUUUUCAGUUAGAUGCUGUAAACUUUGAAUGGUAAAUUUUGAUAUAUUUCCAAUUAUAAGAUCUAUGCAAUUUCUUCUUAAAUAUUAUUAUUCAUAAACAAAAUAUAUACUUAUUGUUAAUAUCCAAUUCUUUGGCAAUCACUUCCAGUUAGUUUUGCUUUCAUUUUUUGGGAAUUAAAAUAAGGAACUGAAGACAAUAAAUUUUAUUUGAAUUAC
This is a messenger RNA of Crotalus tigris (Tiger rattlesnake), 5175 nucleotides long. It is a transcript of the gene OSBPL10, whose product is annotated as oxysterol binding protein like 10. Gene Ontology annotation, molecular function: cholesterol binding. NCBI's taxonomy places the organism in Eukaryota, Metazoa, Chordata, Lepidosauria, Squamata, Viperidae. The record is from RefSeq and is a predicted model, not a curated record. Gene Ontology annotation, cellular component: membrane; cytosol; intracellular membrane-bounded organelle. The transcript has 12 exons. Bases 150 to 2501 code for a protein of 783 amino acids.